This is a messenger RNA of Pistacia vera, 1530 nucleotides long. RefSeq lists its product as uncharacterized. Lineage: Eukaryota; Viridiplantae; Streptophyta; Magnoliopsida; Sapindales; Anacardiaceae. The coding region runs from base 112 to 1338 and encodes 408 amino acids. The transcript has 6 exons. The record is from RefSeq and is a predicted model, not a curated record.
AGUUAGCGGGAGGCAAACAAAACAGAGGGAGCGAAAGAGAGAGGCAGAGAGAGCCAGGAGAGUCAAAUUCAGAAAGAAAGAAAGAAAGAGAUUUAGUGGUUGUUAUUUCGUAUGGCAGCCCUAAUCUCUUUCCUCUCUUCUAUUCCUCCUGCGCCUCCUCCUCCUUCUCCCUCUCAACGUCGUCGUUUUCUUCCCAUCACUUCCUUCCUUUUCUCUUCUCCCUCUCUUUCUCCUCCUCGUCCUCCUCUUCGUCUCCGUUCCGUCUCGGGUAACUACGGAAAACGCAGAACCUUUAUUGUUUGUUCAUCAUCAUCGUCUUUUGAUGAUCUCGGUUCGCCAUCGAAUUCGAGCUCCGCUGGCUCCUCUAAGAAAUCGUUUCUCUCAGAUAUGAUACAAGAGAUCGAACCAUUGGAUGUGACACUUAUCCAAAAAGAUGUUCCUCCCACCACCUUGGAUGCAAUGAAAAGGACCAUCUCAAGCAUGCUAGGCUUACUUCCAUCAGACAGGUUUCAAGUUUCUAUUGAUGCUUUAUGGGAACCUCUCUCUAAGUUAUUGUUUUCUUCGAUGAUGACUGGGUAUACAUUGCGGAAUGCUGAAUAUAGGCUUUGCCUUGAAAGAAACCUUGAUAUAAAUGAAGUAGAUCAUGAAAGUCCAACGCCAGAAAGUUCCAAAUUGGAUUUGCAAGAGAUGUUGCUUAGUAGUGACAAAAUAGAUGAACAAUCUGGGAAAAAUGACUUCUCAUCCGAACUUGAGAAAACUAUUGAUGACCCAUAUGAGGAUAUUGGUAUCGAAGGCCUUGGUGAAACGUCCCCUGAAGUUCAACAAUAUAUUCAUCAUCUGCAGUCUCAUUUAUCUUCUGCAAAAAAGGAACUCUGUGAAGUUAAGAGGAAAAGUGCUGCUCUUCAAAUGCAACAGUUUGUUGGAGAAGAAAAGAAUGAUUUGCUGGACUACUUAAGAUCCUUACAACCUGAGAAGGUAGCUGAACUAUCGGAGCCUACAUCGCCUGAAUUGAAAGAAACAAUCCACUCUGUGGUCCAUGGUCUCCUUGCAACCCUUUCCCCAAAAAUGCAUUCUAAAGCUCCCCCUUCAUUGGAGAACACCACAACUGGAGCAGUGAAUAUUGGGAGUGAAGAUUUUGCUGAACUUGUGGAAAAUACUUCACUUCAGUUCCAGCCACACAUUUCGCUAACAAGGGACUAUCUGGCUCGUCUUCUUUUCUGGUGCAUGCUGUUAGGACACUAUCUUCGAGGUCUAGAGUAUCGGAUGGAGCUGAUGCAACUUCUUUCAUUGACAAUUGAUGCUGAAAAUAAUGUAUGUGGUGAUGGACAAGUUGCUUGAGAUUUACUGUCUAUUACAAAUGCUUCCAUCUGUACAUAGACGAGUUGAUUGGUGUAUACAACGUUUGUUUUCCAACAAGAAGAAGCUGAAAGUGAUCUAUAAAUGUAGGCCACUUAAGCUUUUGCGAAUGGAGAUUUCAUUAAUGUAUAAAAGGAUACGUCUUCUUUAUUUGAAUUAUGGAUAUAUUGAUUA